This is a messenger RNA of Cannabis sativa, 3146 nucleotides long. RefSeq lists its product as uncharacterized. Bases 2169 to 3146 code for a protein of 325 amino acids. The transcript is spliced from 6 exons. The record is from RefSeq and is a predicted model, not a curated record. NCBI's taxonomy places the organism in Eukaryota, Viridiplantae, Streptophyta, Magnoliopsida, Rosales, Cannabaceae.
GAGCAUGUUUGGCAUGCAUACUAAAAAACAGUUUUUUGUGUUUUAAAACAAAAAACUAUUUUUAAAAACAAGGUACAUGUUUGGCCAAAAAUUUUAAAAUCAAUUUUUUGAAAACAGAGUUAAAAAAAACAAAAAUUAUAAAAACACCCCUAACUUGUUUUUAGAAAACAAUUUUUUGUUUUUUGUUUUUAUUUUCUAUUUUUCUCUUUCAAAAGAAGAUGCAGAGAACAUUGAGCGGCUACCUAUUGGGCGGCUAGGGUUUCGGCUGCUACAGAGAAGAUUGAGCCAGGUUCGUAUGUCUUCCUUCCUUGCAUUCUUUGCUUUUCAUUGUUUUUCUUUCUCCCAUGAAUCUGAACUGUUGUUAGGGUUUGAUUUAUUUGAUAGAGCUUCGUUCGGUAUUGCGUUCGACAUAGACGGUCUCAAGCUCUUAAACGAUUAUACAACAACUCUGGUCUAAAUUUUACUUCAAAACAACUCUCUUUUCUUAUGAUUUUCCUUAGUAACUUUUUUAAUCGUUUCUUUCUUCUUUGACAGGUGCUUUGAGAAUUCCUUAUAUAUUAUUGACCAAUGGUGAGUUGUUUGACUAAACAGAUUAAAUACACUCCUAAUGAUUUGAUUGUUUGCUUGUAUUUUAUUAUGUAAUCUGGAUUGGUGUAAGUCUUGUUGAAUUUUCUUCAACAGGAGGUGGUUUUAGUGAAUCAAAGAGAGCUCUUGAGUUAAGUAAACUCUUGGGUGUUCAUAUUUCACCUUCACAGUUACUCUAAAUUUGAUAAUGUUGGUUGACCCUUUUGCUUUUACUUUUUCUUUUUCCAAUUUUAGAUCUUUGUUGACUACUUGGUCAAUAGUGAUUUCUCAAUAAUGAGUAUAUUUUUCAUCAUUGAACUCCAAAGGGGUGAAUUAUGUCUCUUCAAAUUACAUCAGAAGCUUGUUCAUUUAGCAAGUUUUUUACCUAUGCUGGUUUGAUGAAUUAUUGAGUGUUAGUGAACAGAUAGCCAUCUUUGUAGAUUAUCUAUUAAAUGUAGUUAUUAUGAUGAUAAGAGUAGCAUGCAGCUUGAGUCAUAAAAAAUAAAAGUCAACACACUUAAAACUUCAAUUUCAGGGUGGCGAUUUAUACUUACAGAAGAAAUGGAUCAGUGUAAAAUAUGUGUGUAUAUGUUAUGUGACUCCUUCGAAUGAGAGAGUGUAGAAAGUAGUUGAGAUUAUAUGAGAGAGAACUGACCCUGUAUGCACACUAGAUAUGAUCAUAAGACUUGAUUGAGUCACUAUUUAAAGACAAAAUAGCAAUCUUAGUACAAAAUAAGAUAUAUUGGUCCUAUGUUAAUUCAGAUGUCAAAAUCAUGUUUGCCCAUAUAAUAUACUUGGAAUAAUUCUAAUGAUCUCAGCCUGGAGACUCCGCCCAGUUUGAGGAUAAUAAGAAUAUAACAUGUAUUAGAAGUAAUAUAAUGAAGAAUAUUACUUUUAAUUGUCCAAUACCUGUGUUUGUUUUGAUGAUCUAAAGAAAAACAGUGGCUACAAACUAGAUUACAUCUCGGUAAAUUUGUCUGUACUUUCAUAAGAAAUGUAAGAUUCUUUUGUUCAAAGAUCUGUGUUUGUAAAUUGUAAUAUACUAAUUGCUGUUUCUGUUUAAAUUAGCUUAUCAAUAUUAACUUUCACUACUACAGUAAUUAUAUUCAUAUGUGAGAAAAGCUCUACUUAUACUCUUUGGUGCUUUGGUUUGAUUGUAAUAUAACAGGAUUUGAUGCCUACUUAGUGGGUGGAUGUGUUAGAGAUUUGAUCCUGAAAAGAACACCUAAAGAUUUUGAUGUCAUUACCACUGCUAAUCUUAAGCAGAUUAGGAGUCGAUUUCAUAAAGCACACAUUGUUGGACAACGAUUCCCAAUAUGUAUGGUGCAUGUUCGAGGUUCUAUAAUCGAGGUUGGUUGGUUGGUGCUGCAUUUUUUGUUUUUAAACUAUUAAAAACCAUAACAAAAACAAAAUGUGAAAUGAAUCUAAGUGGAGAAGUUUGAAGGGUAGGUUUGCAGGUGUACCUCUAAGUCUAACCAUAUAUUUUAUUUGUGAAUACUUUGAUUAACCAUGCAUUUGGCUUUGUUGAUCUUCUGUUUACCAGAAUUGGCAUGAUUCAAGAUGCAUUUGAGAAGGGUCUAAUCGCACCAAAAAAGAUUUGAAAUAUGGCCAGUGAAAGUGUAGAGAUUGAUGAUGCUUGUUUAUGGGGAUCAACUAUAGAAAAGAUUUUUAUAGAUAUUAUGGUUGAUGAAGUGAAUAAAGGGAAUAUGAAAAAUGGUCAAUUUAGCUCAAAUUUAUGGAAGAAAAUUCUUGAGGACUUGCAAUGCAAAAGUAAGCGGAAUUACUCAAUGAAACAAGUUAAGCAAAAGUUUAAUAGGUUACGUACUAAGUAUCGCGAAUUUAAUGAGCUACGAAAACACACCGGAUUUGGAUGGGAUGGUCCAACACAAACUGUGGUUGCUCCAGAUGAAAUAUGGGAGAAUUAUUUGAGGGCACACCCAAAGGCGGCAAUCUAUCGCAAGAAAGGAUGUGAUCAUUAUGUAUUGUUGGAACUAAUUUUUAGUAAGUCUACUGCUAGUGGUAAAUUCCAUCGGUCUGCUGCUUUAGGUCCACCAAACACCGAUGAUGAAAAAGAAAUUGAAAAUGACUCUGAGCGCAUAGGCCUGAAUGACAUUGAUGAUAGUGCUAGUUUUAUGGGCACUCGGCUUGUUGAUGAAGUUUUUAGAAGUGAAGCAAAAACUUCUGUAACAAGUACAGAGCGAAAAGCUAAAAGACAAAGAUCAGAACAAAUGAGUGCUGCAAUUGCUGCUUGGACGGAAGUAGCUAAAGUAAGAGUUGAGACAACUUUAGCUAAAGCUGAAAAAAAUAAAAAUGCAAUUGAAGGGGGAAGUGGAAAUGAUGAAUUUUCUGUCACAAAAUGUAUGCAAGUACUUGAAGGAAUAGAGGGAGUUAGUGAUGAUGUCUACAUGAAAGCUGUGGAGAAGACCAAUCAAAUGGAUGACUCUAGCUCAUCUUCUUCUUCAGAUAGCGAUUUUGAUGACUUCACAGAUUUCUUAAUGUUUUACUUUUUAAAUGAUUACAAUGAGACAUUUAAUGAAAAAGUGCCUCAAAGAACAUCUGUGUUAAGUGAAAAAUUACAUUAA